UCUGAAGACACAUGCACAGUGGACUAUAUGAUGUGCAACCUUACUAGCAUGGAAUGAGACUUGUGAUUACAAUAAAAUAGCCGGGCUUAAGUGCAAAUGGCUUGUUUUUUCAGAAGGAAUAUUGCCUCGAAGCUCUCUAAGGUUUUGGGGCAAUCUGAGGAGAGCUUCAUUUCGUCUAUCUCCGCUAUCCCAGUCUCGAAGAAACAGCAGUCUCCAGACUUCAGACUUUCAGUGAGCUCUCUGCUGCAGAAUGGCUCCGUUUCAUCUACUGGUGAUAUCCAGGCUGAGACAGAGGCGCUGGCGCAACGGCUCAAGCCUGACAAUGUUGUCGAAGAAAUUGUGGUCGGACGUGGAGCGAUAAACUUUAAAAUCAACAGAACUGUCCUGGCUGAGACAAUUUUAUCAAAACUGCUUAAUGAAUGUCACUUGUUUGGAGUGAGAAGUGAACUUUUCAGCAAUCUCAAGAAAGGAAAAACGUUGGUGGAGUUCAGCUCGCCAAAUAUCGCCAAAAAGUUCCAUGCUGGGCACCUGCGCUCAACUAUCAUUGGUAACUUCAUUGCCAACCUGAAAGAAGCCCUGGGAAAUGAUGUCACAAGGAUUAAUUACCUGGGAGACUGGGGAAUGCAGUUCGGGUUGCUGGGAGCCGGCUUUCAGCGCUUUGGUUCCCAGGAAGAACUAAAACUGAACCCUCUACAGCACCUGUUUGAUGUGUAUGUCCAGGUAAACAGAGAGGCGGAAAGAGACGAGGGCAUCUGGCGGGCGGCCAGAGAGUUCUUCCGACACCUGGAGCAGGGAGAGGGCGGGGCUCUGUCGCUAUGGAAAUGCUUCAGAGAGAUCACCGUGGAAGAGUACCAGCGGGUCUAUAAGCGUUUAGGGGUCCACUUUGACGAGUACUCGGGGGAAUCGUUCUAUCAGAGGCAAGCCCAGGAGGUGCUGCAGCGGCUCCAGGACCAAGGCCUGCUGAAAACCUCAGAGAAGGGGACGGGUGUAGUGGAUCUCUCCCCAGCCAAUGACAUGUCGAGCUACUCCACGGUGAUGCGCAGCGAUGGGACUUCUCUCUACAUCACAAGAGAUCUUGCAGCAGCCAUUGACCGAAAGGAGAAAUAUGAUUUUGAUGAAAUGAUUUACGUGACAGAUAAAAGUCAGAGUGGCCAUUUCCAGCAGAUGUUCCAGAUCCUUCUGGCCAUGGGACACAGCUGGGCACAGAGCUGUCAGCACGUGCCCUUCGGCCUGGUGCAGGGCAUGAAGACGAGGCGUGGGGAGGUGGUGUUCCUGGAGGACGUGCUGGAGGAGGCCAGGGCGAGGAUGCUCAGGAACAUGGGAGAGUCCAGGACUACGAAAGACCUGGAGGACCCUGAAGACACGGCCCAGAAAGUAGGAGCCAGUGCGCUCAUAGUCCAGGACUUCAAAGGCCCACUCAUGUCUGACUACAAGUUCAGCUGGGACCAGGUGCUGCAGGCCCAGGGAGACACGGGCGUGUUCCUACAGUACACUCACGCACGGCUCUGCAGCUUGAUGCGGAUGCACCCCCACAGUGAGCAGGUACCCCUCGAGCCGUCCCUUCUCCAGGAGCCGAGUGCUGUCUCCAUCCUGCAGCACCUUCUACGGUACGAUGAGGUGCUGUACCGGUGUUCUCAGGAUCUGCAGCCCAAACACCUGGUUAGCUUCCUCAUGACCCUCAGUCACCUGGUUGCCACAGCACACAGGACCCUGCCAGUAAAGGGCAGCCCUCCCGAACAGGCUCAGGCCAGGUUGCAGUUGUUUAAGGGAACGCAAACGGUGCUAGCCAACGGGAUGAGGAUCCUGGGCAUUUUACCUGUCGAGAAGAUGUGACCUGUCACUGCGUUUGAUGGUUACUGCUGCCAUAGCCUCACUGCAAGACACCAGACACAAUA
Molecule: messenger RNA, 1895 nt
Organism: Megalops cyprinoides (Indo-Pacific tarpon)
Lineage: Eukaryota; Metazoa; Chordata; Actinopteri; Elopiformes; Megalopidae
Gene: rars2
Product: arginyl-tRNA synthetase 2, mitochondrial
Exons: 20
Coding region: 97-1833 (578 amino acids)
Biological process (GO): mitochondrial translation; arginyl-tRNA aminoacylation
Cellular component (GO): mitochondrion; cytoplasm
Molecular function (GO): ATP binding; arginine-tRNA ligase activity
Source: RefSeq, a predicted model, not a curated record